CAAUAUCGCUCAUAAAUAAAAGUGGUUUUAUUUAUACAUCAGAACGUUCAACAAAACCAAGCUCAGAACAUGAAUCUGUAAUAUCAAUGUUAAUAAACUCAGGAAGAUAAUGUUCGUAUCGAACCGCAAAGUGAGUCACGUUCACACAAACAGGACAAACUGUACAUUAGUAGUGCAUCAGUUCAGAGGAAUACUACGGAUAAUAAGCAUGGCACCAAUCUCGCUCAAAAUAGUUUUGGACGAUGGUGCCGUCACCAGGACUCUGAUGUUCGACACCACCACCAAAGUGGAACAUGCUCACCAGAUCGUUCGUGAGAAAAUAAUCACCAUAGAUCCCGAUAAAGAAUAUGGUUUCUUUCUAACGUCGGCUGAUGAUGAACGCUCUGGUAUCUGGUUGGAAGGUGACAGAACGCUGGAGUACUAUAUGCUGCGAGACGGAGAUUCUCUAUUUUAUUUAAUAAAGAUACGAAAUCUCAGACUGCGAAUGUUAGAUGGAUCAGUUAAGACGCUUCAAGUUGAUGAAUCAAAAAGUAUACAAGACAUAAUGGUCCAUAUCUGUGAUAGGAUCGGCAUCCCUAACAACGAGGAAUACGGUUUGUGCCGCGAAGAAUCAGAGCCGAAAGAAGAAUCAAAAUUUUCAACUGGCACUUUAACCUUGAAAAAGAAGACCAUUCAGAGGGAAAAAGACGCGAAAUUGGAACAGCUUAGCAAAAAGUUGAAAACGGAUGAUAACGUGGAAUGGCUGGACCAGCAUAAAACCUUACGCGAAUCUCAAGUAGACCCAAAGGAGACCUUACUCUUCAAACGCCGCCUGUUCUACUCAGACCGCAAUGUAGACUCCAGGGAUCCGGUUCAGUUGAAUCUUCUCUACGUCCAAACCCGUGACGCAAUCCUGGAUUGCAGACAUGUUGUCACUGAAGAUAAAGCGGCUGAAUUCGCUGGGAUACAAUGUCAGGUCCAGUACGGAGAUUUUCAAGAAGACAAACACAAGCCUGGAUUCAUUGAAAACUUGAAAGAAUUCCUCCCGGAGCAAUACGAAUCUUCAUGGGGUAUUGAGAAGAAGAUCAUCAAGGAGCACCGAAAACAUCAAGGUCUCAGCCAAAUAGAAGCGAAACACAUUUAUACGAAGACCGCGAGAGAGUUGCCGACGUAUGGUGUCACUUUCUUCCUCGUUAAGGAAAAACAAAAAACCAAAAAGAAGCUUGUACCGAGAUUACUAGGGAUCAACUCAGAAUCGAUCCUGCGACUAGACGAGGAGACAAAAGAGAUCCUGCAGGUCUGGCCCCUCACUCAAGUCAAGAGUUACCGAGCUGGAAGUGAAUCAUUCACGUUAAAUUUUGGAGACUACAGUGAAAAAGAAUACGCAGUGAAGACUAAUGAGGCCUUCCGAAUAAGAGAUAUUCUUCAGGGCUACAUCGAUAUCAUUCGGAAGAGGCUGGCUGCACCAUACAAUGUCACUCACACUGAGGGCGAGGUAAUUUGUGAGGAAAUGGUUGAAAGUUCUCGAGGAACUUUGACACAAAAUGUGGUCGCAUCUAAAGUACAAACACACUCGCUUAUCGGUCCGAGUCAAAUAAUAUCCGUUGAUCAAGGACAACAGUCACAAAUGGGAACUAAAAUAGUGACAGUGCAUGAGGUUAUAACAUCCAGACAAGGAGACAGAAGCCAGCAAGCAAUGAGAGGUGAACUCAAGAGGUCGAAUAGUAAAGUUCAUGAUUUUGAUAAGAAACUCAAUCGACUUAACUCUGAGUCGGUCAGGACUGUCGUUCUGCUCUCAGAUCCCACCAAGGACAACAUCGCGGAAGUUAGAAACAUCGUAAACGGCUUCAAGGAAAACUUACCGGGCAUAUUAAAAGGUGCAAAUGAAACAGCAGCCAACUUAAAAGGAGACCAGUCAAAGAAACUUCUAGAAGAAUUAGACGAACUAUGUGCAUAUAUCAAUACUUUGGUCUCCACGACGAUGAAAAGUGACCUUAGCGAUCCAGACAAUCUAAUGACGGCUCAAGAUACUGCAAGAAAAAUUGCAGAUUUAUCUACACAGAUGUUCUUCUCUUUGGAUCCAAAAAGUAAAAGACGCAGUCAAUUGCUCAGGCGUUCCCGAAAUAGUUUCAUCUUAGACGAGAAGACUGAAGCCUCUCUUCGACGUGCCUCCUUUAUAACUGCUGCUGAUAACGCAUGUCAAGCUGUUGAACAUGCUAAAGUUGAAUUAGAUGAGGAAUACAAUGGUCCUCCACUCACCGAUGAAGAACAGAAAAGAUUGGAACUUAAAACUGUUGACAAAAUGGGCAAAUUAAAUGCAGCUAUAGCAUUGCUUCUUAACGCUCAUGCUGAUCCGAAAAAAAUUGACUAUGAAAUGGCUGUGAAUUCUAUGAAAACAAUCCAUGAGCUAGUACCGGACUUCGUCGAAGAUUCUAAAUCUCUUUUGUCUGUUGGAAAUGAAAGUACAAAUAAAAAACUCAGAGGUCAAAUAAUACAACUGCUAGAUGGUGCACGAAAUAUGUGCAUGCUUACUGGAUCAAAUGACGUUAAUAAAAUGCAUGAUGUGGGUAACAAUUACGCAGAUGUGUCCAAAAAACUUAUUUUUACAUUUAAACGACCAGAUCAUACGGUAGAUUCUAAUGGCACUAUGGACCCUGAAAACCAGAUUUUGGCAAUAGCUAAGGAAGUCGGAGAGAAAGUGUCCCUGCUUCUCAUGGAGGCUGAUGAGUUGAAUAAUCUAGAAUCUAACGAUCCUCCUUCAGAGAAUUUAGAUGCUGCAGGAGUGAAAUGCGCUGAUGCUACUCAAGGUCUCUUAGCAUGUGCCAAGCUUACUGCGCCUACAAUCCACGAGCCUCACUGCCAAAGUGCUUUAACAGCAGCAGCCGAGAAUCUUUCAUCAUCAGCUCAGAAUCUAGCCGUAACGUACAAACCAUUAGUGGAUAAGCCAGGCAGGCACGGUUUUGCUAAACAAUUAGCUGAUCGAGUUUUCGAUCUUGCUAAGGCUCUAGAUAAACUGAAGGGUGCUUAUGCUAACUUAAAUGUGAAAAACAAUGAUGUACCUGACGCUGAUGAAUCAGAGCUACAACAAAAUCAACGACUACAAUUCGUUGUGACGUCAUCUGCAGCUAAAAAUGGUUUGGAUGAUGCAAAUAAAGAAUUAAAGGAGAUGAUCGAAAUGCUAACAGAACCCAGUGAUACAACGAAAACUAAAAACCCUGAUGCCCGACGCCUCUUAUCUGAAAAAAUGGCACAGUUGAAUGCAGCAAUCGCAUCUCUACUUCAGGCUACUUCUGAUGCAAGAAGACCUGACUAUGAUACUGCAGGAACAGCAAUCAAUGCUAUUUGUCAUCUUACUCCAAACAUCAUCAAUGAAACAAAAGCAUUACACGGUAAUAUCGACGACAAUUCCUGGCCAGAAAUAACAGAAAAUCUGAAAGAUAUGCUUGAAGCAAUACGUGGUCUUUGUGGUAGCGCUGAAGACUGUAAUAUUGGGGAAUUGAAUGAGGCUGCAUCCAAAAUUGCAAAUUCUUCUGGUAAAUUAACCUUCAUAUUUAAUCCUCGGCGUAAUGCAAGAAAAGAAGAUGAUGUUCUACAACUGUCGAGAUCUGCUGUGGAUCAAACUUCUCACUUACUAGCCAAUGUGGAUCAACUUGCAAAGAGAGUUGGUGGAGAUGAGGGUACCACACUAGAUACAGCUGGAGUACAAGUAGUUGAUGCUGCACAACAAUUACUGAAGACUGCAGAGAUAACAGCACCAAGUAUGGAUGACGCUCGCUGUCAAGCAGUAUUACUAUCGGCAAUAGAUCGUCUUUCCGAUCGUGCUAGAAAUUUGGAACAAUCUUGGAAGCCUAUAAUCCAAUCUCCUGAACAUCGUCAAUCUGGAGAACUAAUUACCCAGGGUCUCAAACAAGUAAAUUUAUCUCUUGACAAAUUAAAAGAAACUUGUCAAGCUUAUGAAGGGCAAGAUUAUGACGUUCCUAAGGUUUGGGACUCCGAGGAAGAGCAAAAAGAACGACUUAAAUUCAUCGUUCCAACAUCAGCAGCUAAGACUGCUUUGAUGGAUGCGGAUAAAGAAAUGCAGGAAAUAUUAAAAACACCAUUGGCAAACAAAAGUCCCUCAGUAAGAAAUCCUAAUGCACGACGUCUUUUAUCUGAAAAGAUGGCGCAGUUGAAUGCUGCUAUUGCCUCCUUAGUCCAAGCGACUUCUGAUGCAGACAAUCCUGAUUACCGUACAGCAGGAACAGCCGUUAAUACAAUUUGUCAGCUUACUCCACACAUCAUCAAUGAUACAAAAGCACUACACGGCAAUGUUGAUGAUAAUUCCUGGCAAGAAAUAACAGAAAAUUUGAAAGAUAUGCUUGAAGCAACACGAGGAAUUUGCGGUAGCGCUGAAGACUAUAAUAUUGGAGAGCUGAAUGAGGCCGCAUCCAAAAUUGCAAAUUCUUCUGGAAAAUUAACAUUCAUUUUCAAUCCAUGUCGUAAUGCAAAGAAAAAAGACGAUGUUUUAAACUUAUCGAGAUCUGCUGUCGAUCAAGCUUCUCAGCUGCUGGUCAAAGUAGAUGAGCUCGCAAACAGUGUUGGUGGAGAUGAAGGCACCAUACUAGACACAGCUGGAGUGCAAGUCGUUGAUGCUGCACAGCAAUUGCUAAAGACUGCUGAGAUAACAGCACCAAGUAUACAUGACGCUCGUUGUCAAGCAGUAUUACUAUCAGCGAUGGACCGUCUUUCUGAUCGUGCAAGAACUAUGGAACAAUCGUGGAAGCCUUUAAUCCAAGCACCUACAUAUCACAAAUCUGAAGAGCUGCUAAAUCAUGGUCUAAAUGAAUUAAAUAAAGCUUUAGAUAAACUGAGAAAAGCCUGUCAAGUUGUCAAUGAAAAAGAUGAAGGUGAUGUUACUGAGGAUGAAUCAAGAGACAACGAAGACAAGACUCGAAUCCAAUUUACCAGAACAUUAAAAGCUGCCAAAUCAGCUAUGGUGGACUCAGCGAGAGAAAUUAAAAAUGCAGAUCUACCAUUAAAUAAAAUGCAUGAAAACGAUAUUAAGAAGAAUAACAUUCUAGCAACUAAUAAUUUAAUAUCUCAAAAGCUAGCGAAGUUGAAUGCUGCUAUCGCAACUCUGCUUCAAGCUACUUCAGACCGUGAAAGACCUGACUACGAUGAAGCUAUAAGAGCAAUCAACACCAUUACAAGUCUCACUCCUGAUAUUAUAAAAGAUGUAAAGCCCCUUCAUAGUAGCCUGGAUGACAAAUCUUGGAAGAACAUAACGGAUAAUCUCAAAUCUAUUGUUGACACAACUAGUGAGAUUUGCGAUAAUGUUGAUAAUCCACAGGAAUUAAAACAAUCAGCAUCUAAAUUUGCUAACUCCGUUAGUAAAUUGUCAUAUGUUUUUAACCCACGCAAUAAUCAAAGGAAAGAAAACCAGAUUCUAGAUUUAUCCAGAGACGCAGUGGAACAGAUGUCUUUGUUGUUGUCAAAUGUGUAUCAACUAGCCGAGGGUGUUGAUGGUGACGACGGCGAGAAACUUGACAAAGCUGGAGUGAACGUUGUUGAUUCUGCACAGAUGCUGCUGAAAAUUGCUGAGAUAACAUCACCAAAUAUCAGCGAUGAACACUGCCAAGCGGCAUUACUAUCAUCGGUCGACCAGGCCUCAAGACUGGCUGAAGAUCUAAAGAAAACUUGGAAACCUCUCGUGCAAACACCAAAGCAUCGUCCAAUUGGGGAUCAACUUGAUCAGAAUCUCAACAUAGUUCAAAAUACACUAGACAAGUUGAGAGCAGCUUGUCAGGAAACCGAAGAUUUAGAAGAAUCGAAACCAUAUCAGCUUAGCGAUUUAUCUGAAGCGAAGAACAAAAUCAAAGAAGCUGAGAAAUUGUUUUCAGAAGAUAAAAUGUAUGAACAACGAGCCUUACAAACAGGAAACAAGAACAUGGCAACAGCUGAUAAACCUGUACUAGAAAAACGUUUGCAGCUCUCACAGAAGUUAGCUCAACUCAACGAAGCUGUUGCUCUUCUUUUGCAAGCUAUGUUAGAUCGUGAGAAUCCGGACUACGAGAAUGCAAAACAAACGAUAAAUAUUAUAUCGAACCUAACACCAGAUAUUGUUCAAGAAACUAUCAGCCUCCAGGGCAAUAUGGACGAUAACUCCCGUGAAAUAUUAUUUAAAGAAGCUAAAGGUCUGUGCAGCGCAAGUCAGGAGAUCUGCUCUAGCGUUGAGCAUAAUAAUUUAGAGGAACUCAACCAGGCUGCUACCAAAUACGCUCAAUCGUCCGGAACAAUACAUUUCAUCGUUAGUCCACGCUCGUAUCCGAAUAAAGAAAAGAAAAUUCUAGAUAUAUCACGAUCUGCUUGUGAGAGGACAUCGCUGAUGCUGUCUCGCGUGUCACGUCUCGCUGAAAGCAUUGGUGGAGAUGAGGGUGAAAAUCUGGAUAUAUCAGGAGCCAGAGUUGCUGACUCUGCGCAGACACUUCUCAGCACAGCACAGGUAACAUCACCAUCCAUCAGCGACAGCAAUUGCCAAUCAGCGUUAGUAUCUUCAGCUGAUACACUAUCAGACAUGGCUCAAGACUUGGCAAAAAUCUGGAUGCCAUUGAUCCAUAAUCCGAAGACUAAACAAAUAGGAGAACAACUCACCAGAGACUUGGAUUUAUUAAGGAAUGAACUGGAUGUACUCAAAGAGACAUGUCAAGAUAAUACUGAUUUUAAUGAAGCUUUAGAAAUACCACAACAGCAAACAAUGUACGACCAUAAAAAUAAAACAGCUCCGAAAACCGAAAACAACAUGAAAAACAUUGAUAUGCUAUUAGAAGAUAUAUACAAACAUACUAAAGGAGAAAAUAAACAGAAUCCGAUAGUCAUCGAAGACACGCCUCUGAGGCAGUUAGCCAGCAAGAUAAUGGAGUCUGCGAAGACUAAAUCCGAGUGUAUUAAAUACACAGCUGAUGAGCGGAAAAGAUUCGCAGAUAUUGCGAAUAAAUUAGCUGAUGCUAUUAACAAACUUGAUAUGGCCAAUGCGAAGUGUCGCGAUACACCGUUUAGUUCGAGGGAGAAGAAAGAAAGAGCAUUGCAGUUAGAAAAUGCCAUUUUGAACCUUCAAUUAAUAUGUAUUCAAUCCCGCCAGAAAGAUGGCGAAAUAAGCAAUAUAGUCGAUUUAACGGAGUUCGUCGAUGACGUCACAUCCGCAGUAGACGAUUUACAUGACACAACAAAAGGAAUCAAACAAGAACACGAAAAAGAAGCUAUAAAGGAAAUAAAUAAUAAAUGCCAGAAAAUAAGAGAACACGCUUCGAAACUAAUGAAUCCACAAAAUUCAAAUACAGAAGGAAACAUGUUUGACGACGUGCUUCAAAUUGACCAAUUCGCUAAGGACUGCGAUGAUCAGGUGCAAGCAAUAAAUGAAGCAUUACCCAAAAUUGAUGAUGAAAACACAAGACAAAACGUCAAGAAUAAACUUAAUGUCAUUGAAGAAAAAUGUAAUCUAUUAAGUUUUGCAGCUAAGAGCAGCAUCUCUAACGCUGAAAGUGCUACUCUAGAAGAAAGUCUUAGAAAUCUUGAAGACGUCGAGAAGAAGAUUGAAGUCAUAGUAAAAGCUAAUGAAGGUAUUUCGAAAUUGGAAAAUCAAAAUGUAGCGCGUAACAAUAGGCAGUCAAUACAAGCCGCUCAAUCAGCAUUAGCGACCGUAAUCGCAGCGGGCAAUGAAAACAAACUACCGAAGGCUUUAGCACGUUACGCGACACAAAUGAAAUGUCUGAACCAAACCAAUGACAGAAAUAGCAAGUUAAAAGAACACCUCGAUAGAUUGUUAGAUGCAUUAAAGAUGCAAAUAACGGAAAAGAAUCGACGAGUUGUGACGUGGCAGGAUGUAAACGACGGAGAAGUAUCUGAAAUCACAGAGAAGAUAUUAAAGGAACUAGAAAGCUACGCGCAAGAAGAAUCUUCAAAACACGCAGACAAUGAUACUCCCAAUGCCGUGAACGAAAAACUAAACAUCGUAAACGAUAGUGAUAUAAAGAGCUUACUUGCAUCAAACACAGAAACAGUACUUGGUGAUGAAAGAGAAUUGAAGAACAAAUUAAAUCAACAAAUUCAGAAAUUGAACUCUAUGACUGGGACUAUAAUGCUCAGUUUGGGUAAACCUGAGUCACUCGCUCGAAGCCUUCACAUUACUUCGGAAGCGGCAUCACAUUUAUCGAGUAUAGCUAGAGGACUUAAAAAUCAAGACCCAGUUCAAAAUAAAAGAAUCGAGGAAGCCGCACAGGAAAUGAGUAUCGCUACGUAUAAGCUUCUGAAGACAUCAGAAUCAGUUUGUCAUACUCCAAAACACCCUGAAUCAAGAAGAAGACUGUUAGAGGCAUGCAGCUUACUAAAUGAUUCCUUAAACAAUCUAGCUCGAGCAGCGGCUCCAGCUGAUAAAAUGCAGCGCGACUGCAGCGAGUUGGCACGCAGCUUGCAGCUGCAGCAAAGCUUCUUAACCUCUGAGAAUCCUUCUUGUGCACUCAGUUACACUGAUUGCUUUGAUGCUAUCCAGAAUCAGCAGGAUGUCAUAAACAAACUAAAAUCAGAGCAGCCUAUGAACCGUGCGGAAUGCGGUACCGCUCUGCGUUACGUAUCAUCAGCGAUAUGUAAUAGUGCAGAAUAUGCUUCACAGAGCGCUUACUUGUUGACGUUAUCCAAAGAGGACCAAAAUGAAGCAAAACUGGGCUUAGUGGAUGUGCCUUUUAUAAAGAAGUUAACAGAUUCAAUAAACGAGACCUGUGUUCAAAUUAUCUGCAACGGCAGUGAGAAAGAGACAAACGAACAGGCUGCUUUGAAUAAACAAGUACAGCAAUUGCAAGAAGCUAUAAAUAACGCUAGCUCAAAAAUGUCGGUGGAAGAUAACAAGCAGUUGAUAGGAAAUUCAAGAAAAUUACAAGAAGCUUUGAAGAAGUUGAAUCAGGCAUUGAAUUCAAACACAUUAGAGGAGGACAAAGUUACGCCGACAGCAAUGGAAGUAAUAGAUGCAAUCGACGAAAUUAACAACAGGAUUGACAAUCUGCCACAACCAAGAAUUGAUUUAGAUCCGAAAGUUUCAGCAAAUUCCAAACAAGUUCUUGACACUACAAGAAAUCUUAUGAGCAAAACCUCGAUGAUGAUAAGAAAAGCCAGCUCUUGUGAGGAGGAAGUGAUGACGUGGUUUAUGUUUGGCAGCAGUGACGUCAUCGAAGCGUUUGAAUCGCUUAUCGUUUGUCUCAGGGAGAAGGGAGCUGAAGCUGGACUAAUUGAACCGGUGCAGACGAGUGAGGAAUUAAAUGCUCCCGUUAAGAGCUACGUGCAGAUUCAAAUCGAUUCAGCAAUGUCCUGGCUCCGAAGACCAGCAUCAAAAGAGAACGUUAAGGCUGAUGGUGUGAAAGGAGCCGAAAAUAUAGUGGUCAUGGCGGAACAGAUGAACGAAGACCUUAAUGGCAGUGAGAAGGAAGAAAUGAAACAAAUAAUUGUUGAAGCGAAGCAAUUGUUAAAAGAUUGUACCGUCAAAUACAACAGCGAAAAGGCGAGUCUUUUGAUGGAACGCCUGCGGGAGCUUCGAAAGAUGUUGGAGCGAGGUGUGGUGACGAGGGUUGUAGAAGACUUCCUCGAAGAGGAACCCCUCGCCAACUUGGAGACCAUUGUCCAUAAAGAAAAUGAUGAGAAGAAACGAAAAUUCCUGCUAGAAAAGAAGAUAGCAGAACUUCUAGCACAGCUGGGUCGAGUUAAAAAGACAGCGAGAUUCGUCGCGGACACCGGCAACGUGCCCAGACACGAGCUGAUGAAGACCAGUGACCAGGUGGAGCUGUUAGCACCUUCGUUAGUUAAAGCGGCACAACAACGAGUUCAAAGCCCAGAUGAUAAGGUCGCCAUAGAGCAUUACCAAAAGCUGCUAGCCGAAUAUGCCGAUUCAUUGUCGAGGGUUCGGGAGUUGUGUGACAAAGCUGUCGAUCCAAUCGAAUUUUCGCAAGCUGCAGGAGAAACGAUGCAGCGUAUCAAAGAAGAAUCAAACAAUGAUCCUCAGAAAAGCAUUCAUUCGCCCAAAGUUAUUUUGAGGCUUUGCAAGCGAGUGGUAGACGUUGGAAUGCAUUCAGACCUCGUCCGAAAUGACCCUGAGCUGAAGAAAACUCUCAUCGACAUCAAAACGGCUGUUGAAACAAAGCAAUCGGAUACAAUGCGUGCUGAUUGGAGGGAUAUAACUGCUGAAAUUAUGAGAAGGACAGGUCAAGUGGAAUCUGUUUUGGGGGGAGAGAACAUCUUCCUGAAACAACCAGAGCCAGAUCAGCCUAUUUAUGCUGCGGCGCUGGACUUGCACUCGGCGGUGCGAGGAUGGUCGGCGCGCGACAAUGAGAUCGUGGCGGUCGCCAAGCGAACUGCAGUCCUCAUGGCGAAGCUCUCCGACUACAUGAACACGGGCAAUAAACGCGAGUUAAUAUUUACGUCGAACUCAAUCGUCGCCGAGUCCAGACAGGUCGCCGAGCUGGCCAAGAAGCUGGCUUUGGAAUGUUCAGACAUCAGAAUCAGAACUAACCUCCUGCAAGUAUGUGACCGCAUACCGACUAUCAGUGGCCAGUUGAAGAUGCUGACGACAGUAAAGAGCUCCUCUCUUGGACAUCAAGGAAGCGUAGAAGACCAAGAAGCUAUGAAUAUGCUCGUGGGUAAUGCACAAAAUCUUAUGAUCAGUAUCCAAGAAGUGGUUAAGGCUGCUGCCAGCGCUUCGGUGAAGAUCAUGUCCCAACGAGGACGCAGGAUGAAGUGGGUCCAACGAUCGUAUUACUAAGACGUGAAGCACGUUAAGGCUACUCAAAUUUUAUAAUAGUUUGCAUCGUAAUGAAUUGUGCUAUCCUACAAUAAAAUUGAGAAUAUUA
Messenger RNA from Vanessa atalanta (red admiral), 10844 nucleotides. RefSeq names its product talin-1-like. The record is from RefSeq and is a predicted model, not a curated record. Gene Ontology annotation, cellular component: plasma membrane; focal adhesion; cytoskeleton. Bases 110 to 10756 code for a protein of 3548 amino acids. The transcript is spliced from 87 exons. NCBI's taxonomy places the organism in Eukaryota, Metazoa, Arthropoda, Insecta, Lepidoptera, Nymphalidae. Gene Ontology annotation, molecular function: actin filament binding; integrin binding. Gene Ontology annotation, biological process: cell-cell adhesion.